CUAACGUUGGCUACAUUUACCUUCAUGAUUGUAGACUAAAGCCAGCUAGCUACUGUUGCUAUCAACACAAUACCAUAGCGGCUGAAUGAACGCGUCAGCAUAACUAAACUCGCUGAAAAUGGACGCGCUUCACAACUUUCCAGAGGACGAGAGGGUUGAAAAGGUCACUCUGGAUCAGGAUCCACCUUACAUGGAAAUAAGGACAACAGUAGACGGUCCCCCGAAUGCUGGCUGGAAGGAGACUGGUCCAUUGUCCAAGUGGUCCUCAGCCCAGAAAGUGGAGCCGAGCUAUGGCUUGAGCUUGCCUUUGGGAGAAGACUAUGAGAAGAAGAAGCAGAGGUUGCAACAAGAGCUACGUCUGGAUUACAGACGCUACAUGGCUCAGGAACAAAAUCAUGGGGGAAGAAAGAAAAAGGACAUGAAGAGUGUUGAGUCAGGCUCUCAGGCGCUGUCUCUGCCUAUCGCCGAGAGGAGAUCUGCGAAGGACAGAUUAAGAAAUGAGAGAAACGAGGAGUACAAUCAGUUUCUUAGAGGACAAAAGCAGGGAAGAUUCACUCAAAACUCAGGUUUACAGCAGGAGCAGAACAGGCCUGGGGAGCACCAUACUAUCCCCAGAGCUCGUCCAGAAGUCCCCAAACUCCCGCCUGUCCACAGCGCCCCCGCGCCCCGCGAGCGUCUCCCAUCCAGGAGAGACGCGGCCACCCUGACGGAGGCCGGGAUGGGGACGCAGACCCGGCAGAGGCGGGGUCGCAGGCGCUGGGGGGAGGGGCCGGACCCCCCGGGCAGGAGGGUGGAUUACGACUCGCAGCAGGACUACUCUGAAGACGAGCUGGACUUUGUGGACAGAAGGCCCAGACGGAUCAGGGAGCCUGAGUACACCGAGAGGAGGGGGCACCGGCUGUACCACAGGCCUGACCGAGAAGUGCCAAGACUAAGAGAGAGAGCGGUUGAUGACUCUGAUGAUUACCCUGAAAUGGGUCAUUAUGUCCAAAGACCAAGGAAUGACAGAGUUCACUGGGAGAGGAGGAAGGUGGAGGCCCCUCCCGUGUACGAGGAUGACUAUAGGGAGAAGAUCCAAAGGACACUGUCAGCUGCACCCAAUCCAAAGCUGCAGAAUCUGCAACCAGCACAGGCGAGUGAGAGAGCCAGAUCGGUCAGCACCAAGGACAGGGCCGAGUUUGCCACGGGACUGAUGAUCGGAGCCGCGGACGCAGACCUGGCCGCGCAGGCGAGGAAGGAGAGGUACAGGCGGGAGCUGCUGGAGCAAAUGGCCGAACAGCAGAAGAACAAGAGGAAGGAAAAGGAACUGGAGCUCAGAGUUGCUGCCACUGGAGCCAUUGACCCAGAGAAAAUGGUAUCUUCUAGAAGGCAGGAUGAUUUUCGAGGAGUCAGAAUAGAGCCGGAUCGAAUCAAACAAUUUGGGGCGGUGACCCGCGAGUACGAAGGCAAGAGGCGGGACGUCCCGUACCGGCCCGGGCGGGGCCUGGACGCGCUGGGGUCCGAGUCGGAGAGGCGGCGGCGUGAGGAGAGGCCCCCCGCCGACGCGGAGGACGGGGGGCCCCCCGAGAAGCCGCGCGUGGCCUUCCAGGCCCCCGUGCCGAGCUACGGCAGCCUGGCGGGCAGCGGGGCCGCUCCUCCCAACCCAGACUUCCACAGGAGUCUGUCCGGCACACUGGGGGAGAUCAUCGCACCCAGAAUCACAGGUGUCCCGCCUCCCCCUGCACCCACGCUGGCAGACGCCUACAGAACUCCGUAUGAUGAGGCCUAUUACUACUACGGAGCCAGAAAUCCUCUGGACCCCAGCCUGGCUUACUACGGGCCUGCAGCGGGGGGACUGCCUCCCGGAACCUUCCGCAGCCAGCCGCCGGGGGCCGCGCAGUCGCAUACCAGCCAGACAGGCGCUGCGCCCACUGGAGCUGGAGUCGGAGUCUUCCCGACAGAGAGGCCCAAACAGACGAAAGAAAGCAUGCUAAGCUAUCAGGAGGCGCUCAAAAAACAGAUGCAAGAAAGACAGGAGAGAAAAAAACAGGAGAAGGAAGAGAAGGAGCGCUUCGAGGCCCAGCUGGAGGCUGAGAUGAGAGCCUACAACCCCUGGGGGAAGGGUGGAGGUGGCGCACCCCUCCGAGACAGCCGGGGGAACCUCAUCACGGAUCUGAAUCAAAUGCACAAGGUGAACGAGGAGGCCUACUUGAACCCCGACUCCCGAGGCAAGAAGGCGGGGUCCGUCGGCAGGAGCCUCCAGGUGCCCAGGGGGGAAGACCGAGCGCCCUCUCCCCACAGGAUUUCAGGGUUUUCCUAUGCCCAGGCCCCUGCUUUUCCUCGCGGCAAUGCUUCUGCGGACCUACCAACACCGCAGCAGAUUCACGAACAGGACAAGUACCGGGACUACCUGAAGCAGCAGAUUGAGGAGAAGCGGCAGAAGGAGGCGGAGGAGCGGGAGCGCUUCCGGCUGGAGGAGGAGAGGGAGGAGAAGAGGCUGGCGGAGCAGAGGGCUCGGAUACAGAGGGAGUACGAGGAGGAGCAGGAGAGGAAGAGGUCCAAGGAGAGGGAGCAAAACGCCCAGAACGAGGAGCAGAUCCGGCUGCUGGAAGGAGACUGGGUGACACCAAAUGAAAAGGCAGUGGUGUUUGUGCUCUAUUCUAAUGGAUGCAAAGGAAGUGUUGUUGUGGAUCAGUUUUAUUUUGUGCACUCUUGCAUUCCUUUUGGGAAGAUGCCUAGGGAGCCAUCUCCACCAAUCCCAGCUGUGCAGAAAAGGCUCGCCUCUCAACUCAAGUCCAGACCCCUGUCUGUGGACAGCCGGCAGUCCAGCACUACUCUGUCUGAGCGCUCCAUGUCCGUUCCACCCUCCCCACCGGUACCGGCCCGGAAAAACCAGCUGCGAGCCACAGUGGAGCAGCCGGGCGUGAUCGGCGAGCUGUCGGCCCUGCGCAAACAGCUGCGCAGUGAGCAGAGGCGGCUGGACAGGGAGCUGCAGCAGACUGAGAGGGACAGGGAGAGGGAGAGGGAGGGGCUGGACAGCCCUGUCAGCACCAGGCGACGGGAGCAGGCGCAGGUGGACGUGUUCGAGAUGGCGAGGCUGCGUCUGCAGGCGCCGGUCAGGAGAAACUCCAAAAUGGCCGCCGGGCCCAUCAACCUGCAGAACAUCCGCGACUUCAACCGCCUCAAAUACCGAGGCGACGAGUCCCGCGAGGAGGUGCGGCAGACCUACCCGGACCCCCCCGUGGACGACCGCAGCCUGGAGCUGCAGCAGCAGGCCCUGCUGAGGGAGCAGCAGCGCAGGAUCAACCGCAUGAAGAGGAGGGAGGCCGCCGAGUACUUGGACCUGGCCCCUCAGGCAUACCCGACUCGUGAUGUGAGGAAGAGCUCGGCUGAGAACCUGCUGAGAGAGUCCCUGCUCGAAUCAGAGAGCGCUUUUAUCGACUCCAGCGGGGACACUUUCCCCGCGCUUACGGACCGCCAGGCCAAGCCGGGCCCCAGAGCCAGACCCCCCUCAGCCACAGAGUGGGAGAGGGCAGCCAAGAGGCCAGACUACGAGCGUGAGCGCGCCCCCUCUGAGAGCCCGGCAGAGCCCGUGGGGCUGACGGACUCGCGCUCGCUGCGGUCGGCGGACAGCCUGAGCCUGGAGCAGCUGCAGCGGUCCAACCAGCGGCGCAUGCAGAGGCUGGAGGAGGUGGGCAGCCGGGCCUCGACCGCAGGCGACGCGUCCUCGGAUGACAGGGACAGCUUCCAGCGGAGCGCCACCCCGCUGGACCCCGAGCGGCGCUGCUCGGUGCAGACCUUCGCCACGGAGCCCUGGAUGAGGCCCGGCACCUCCGAGUCCCUCAAGCGCUUCAUGGAAGGGCGGGGCCACAGGGAGGCCCACCGCUGGGAGGCCCCCGACUGGGAGGGCCCUUCCUCUUACCGCGGCUGAGCGUCCCCCCCCAAUACGCUGAGCACUCCUCUGCUAUUCCCCCCCCCCAUACACUGAGCACUCCUCUGCUAUUCCCCCCUCCCAUACACUGAGUGCCCCUCUGUGCUAUUCCACCCCCCAAACACACUGAGCACUCCUCUGCUAUUCCCCCCUCUCAUACACUGAGCACUCCUCUGCUAUUCCCCCCUCCCAUACACUGAACACUCCUCUGAUAUUCCACCCCCCCAAAUACACUGAGCACCCCUCUGCUACUCCCCUGGGUGUGUGUGUGUGUGUGUGUGUGUGAACGUGUAUGUGGGUGUGCGUGUGUGAGCAUGCAAGCGUGCGGACCUGUGCCCUGACAGCACAGUUUUACAACAGCAGGUCUCUGCUCACUUCCGUGAGCUCUUCAUUUUCAGCCUUCCUCAAAGUGUUGACUUAUUAACAUUACUACAUUUAUGUGCAACUAAUACUUCUACCUCUGCCAAUACUGGAGGUGCAUUAAAUUCAAAGCCUGAUUUAAAAAAAAAGCAUAGCCUAGCCUGCAUUGAGGUUUAUUGGAGUGAAUGUUUUGCAACCCUGUAAUCCUUUUGCCAAGACUGGGAAAACCUGAGAAAUGACAUCACACAGACCACACAGCGAGCCAGUGGUAGAGCUGAAAGGAUCGGUGUCUGUCAGCGUGUGCUUUGUUUUAAUGACAGGCAGCAGAUGAACCGAUGUUACAUCAGAGAUGCCGGAAGGGAUGCAUUAUUGUAUGGAGUACUGAGAGCACUGUGGCCUCUGCCUGGGCUUGUGUGGUCAGCUGAAGCUUUGGCACAAUUAGUCUAGCAGAUACCCCACUUUCUUUAUCAUUCUUGAAGAAUACAUAUUGAGAGAGUAAUAUAUAUUGCAAAUUGUCGUUUUUAAAAUGGUGUGUUUGAGUUUAAUACAUAAAUAUGAAAUGUCCUGAGCACUGUAUGUUUGUAUGUCUGUUGCUUUUUAAUAGACAAAUGUAAUAAUAAAUUAUUUUAAUAAA
Anguilla rostrata (American eel) is the source of this 4904-nucleotide messenger RNA. Its product is annotated as centrosome and spindle pole-associated protein 1. The record is from RefSeq and is a predicted model, not a curated record. Gene Ontology annotation, biological process: positive regulation of cytokinesis. The coding region runs from base 119 to 3910 and encodes 1263 amino acids. The transcript has 33 exons. Lineage: Eukaryota; Metazoa; Chordata; Actinopteri; Anguilliformes; Anguillidae. Gene Ontology annotation, cellular component: centrosome; microtubule; spindle pole.